Messenger RNA from Lates calcarifer (barramundi perch), 4007 nucleotides. RefSeq names its product zinc finger protein ZIC 4. Gene Ontology annotation, biological process: regulation of transcription by RNA polymerase II; central nervous system development. The record is from RefSeq and is a predicted model, not a curated record. Lineage: Eukaryota; Metazoa; Chordata; Actinopteri; Centropomidae. Gene Ontology annotation, molecular function: DNA-binding transcription factor activity, RNA polymerase II-specific; RNA polymerase II cis-regulatory region sequence-specific DNA binding. The transcript has 2 exons. Gene Ontology annotation, cellular component: nucleus. The coding region runs from base 566 to 1720 and encodes 384 amino acids.
UGAGUACAUAUAUCUUCCUCACCAAAAAUGUAUGGAUAAUACAAAAUACUAUCCUAUACAUAUUACACCUCGUUUGCAUAUUUUUCUCAUUUCAACACAGAUUUCCAUGAAAUGCUGGCUUGACAAACUUGGGUUCACUACAUUAACACCAUAACAGAGAAUAAUCACUGAAUGUGAAUACGAUUACUCGCGUGUUGUAGCAUAGGUAUGACCUUGUGAUUCUAUUAGUAAUAAAAAAAAAAAGAAGAAAGUGGAUGAAGAAAGGAGUGGAGAAGGGAAGGAGACAAGGACGCCACUAGACAGUGUUGGGUCGCGACAUGCUGUAUUCCUUCGACUCCGUUCACCUCCAUUCACAGUAAAUAAAAGCAUGGAGGCUCUGACUCUCGGGAUCUAACAUCGAGCAGCGGGGGGUAAAGACAUUGCCGCAUGCGCUCUUCCCUACACCAAAACACGCAGGAAGGAAGCAGGAACGCGGCGAACGCUUUUCUAGUUGGAUUAAACCCAUUUUCAGCGAAAGGGAGGAUUGUAGUUGGCGAAAGGUGCGGGGCAGCCCGCCGUGCCGAGCAUGAAGCGGACGGCUGUAGUGGCCAGGCACAAUGGCCUCGUCUCUCCGCUGGGGAACAACAACUCUGGAGCUUCGAGCAUCGUCUCACCACCCCAGCCGAGAGCCACUAGCAUAUCCGCUUCUGCCGCCAGCGGUGUCGGCGGUGGAAUGGACGGCCUUCUGGAUUUCUCCAAAGGCCCCACCGUCAAAACCGAACUGGUCUGUAAAUGGAUUGACCGAACUUCUUCGAGACAGAGGCUUGGGCGGACGGCGACAUCCGUCUGCGACCAAACUUUCAGCUCCAUGCACGAGCUGGUGGACCACGUCACCACCGAGCAUGUAGCAGCGGGGCUCGAGACCCUCAGUCAUGUCUGCAUGUGGGACGAGUGUAUGCGCGGCGGGAAGGCGUUCAAAGCCAAAUACAAACUCAUCAACCACAUUCGCGUGCACACUGGGGAAAAGCCUUUUUCAUGCGCAUUUCCCAACUGCGGCAAGAUGUUCGCACGUUCCGAGAACCUCAAGAUUCACACGCGCACGCACACUGGUGAGAAGCCAUUCCAGUGUGAGUUUUGUGAGCGUCGCUUUGCCAAUAGUAGUGACCGAAAGAAGCACUCACAGGUCCACACGGCCUCGAAGCCCUAUGACUGUAAGGCCCUGGGCUGCACCAAGUCCUACACCCAUCCCAGCUCCCUCCGCAAACACAUGAAGGUUCACGUCAAGUCGUCACCUACCUCUGAACCCCAGGACCCCUAUGACUCCAUCCCUCAUCAACUCCAGCAACCUCAUCAGGCUCUCCUCGAGCCCCUCGACCUUAAAAUGAACCACCUCUCUCCAUCACUUGCCAACAAAAACACUCAUUUUCCUCUUCUGUCUAGUCAUGAAUUGGACAUCAGCUCAGCCAGCGAAGUGGACCAUAAGCUGCUGCUGCGGAGUUCAUCUCCAAUGGCAAUGCCUCUGGAUCUCUCUUUGUCAGGCCUGAAGAAUCAGCUGGCCCAGAAGCAGCAGGGUGGCAGGACCCCACGGAGGAGCCAGCGCUCAGUCAACCCAGCCUUACCUCAGUUGUCUAACAUUAAAGAGUGGUAUGUCUGUACCAGGACUACAGCACCACACUUUCCUCUACUUCACCCGGACCACAUCAAAUCAGAACCUAGUGAUGACGAGGAGUAUGUCACGUAGGAUGGAGAGACUGGUGAAACUGGUGGAGGUGAAGAACAGACCUCAUACACUGUCAGACCCAAGUCAGGUCAGAGGAUGCUCUGUGGAAUCAUAAUUGCUGUAAUUUUCCAGAACCAGCAGUUUCGUGGUUCAACAUCAGCGGCCCUUCAAAGAUGGAGAAGGCUGUGAUCAGAUAGAAGGCUUUUUUACUCCGCCAAACACAAAACUCAGCUCGGAGAUUGUCGCUAUCUGUGGACCAAAAGCAGUGGUUCAAAUGAUGCCAGAAGGGACAAGAGGAAUUCCAUCACUAUGGUUGUCAAACUAAAUGUCUGACGAAAAACUGCAAGUUAUCUAAACAGUGUUAGCUAGCUAACCUGAACUAACAAAGGAUAACUUUGUACAAAUGGACCAGAGAAUGUUGGUGACUCCUCUGUUUGCUGUUAAAAAUAUGAAGAGAGUGUGUGUACAUGAUGACAGAUUAUUGACCAAUUAAUCUAAGAGCUCCACAUAGACAGAGCAAUUUCAAGGGCUAAAUUGAGACUGAUGGAAAGUGGUUCAUGUUAACCUUAGCUCAUGGUAAUAUUGUACACAUGGUAACAGAGCAGGUGAGUGUGUGCCUGUUGAGGCCUCAGUGUGCUUUAAGCAAAGUAGUUUGGACAAUGUCAGAAAGUUACAAAAAUUGUCAGAAGCAGCUGAUUCUGCUGUCAGAGAGGAGGUUUCAGAUGUUGUUAGUGAUCUGACAAGCACUUUGUUUGAAGCAAAAUUAGGCCUUUACUAAUAAACCCUUAGUAGUAACUCGUUCAAAAGUGUUUUAUGUGAUCACAGUCUAAUCCAACACAGCAGCCAGCAGUGAAGCUGCAGUUUUAAGACAGUGGGACUGAACCUUCUUUGAACUGUUCAUCAAGUGUCUCCUUAACCUCUUCAACUCUAUGGACCUUUCAGUGAGUUACUUGUGGGUUAAUGUUUACACUCCAUUUACAAUUUAGUUAAGACCCCCAAGGUUUCCAAAGUGAACAUAUAUGUCAUACACAUAUUCCUUUAACAUAAGCAAUGAGAGCUCUAGUAUUUUCCCUUUGAUCAAAUGGUGCAGCCAUAAAAAGUGGCAUCUUGGAUUUCAAUAUUGACUCAAUGUACACAUCUUUUAGUGUCAAUGAAUCAAGAAAGUGCAAUGUAUUGUGUAAGAUUGUGGUACAGCUUGGAAAAGUGUAAAGUCUAUGUUUGAAAAGAACACUUUAAAUGUACAUUAUCCAUUCACUAGUAGGUCAUUUCAAGCUGGAUUUGAACCUGGGACGUACCUGAAGCAGAUUGUUAAACAUACAAUGAAACCAGAUUUAAAUGCUGUUUUAGAUGAGAAUUACUAGUGUAUUACCUCCCAGGUCUUGACAACCCAGGUAACACUGAUGGUGAGCACACCUGAAAUGUUUCUAAUAAUCCCUCAUUGCACAGGAAAACUGGGCACACAACUACAGUAAGUACAGUAGGUCAAAGCUGAUGCAGGGAGCAGGUCUGUAAACUGUGAUGAGUGUUUACAAGUUUGGGGGAUUAUUUUACAGUUCAUCUCUCCUAAUAAGUUUAAUUACUUAAGAGGUUUGUUUAAACCUUUGUGAUCACCAUGUUCCCAAGCUUGGUGAGUACAUUAUUCUGAUAGGAAUGAAAGACGAAACUGCAACAGUUACACCCAAGUUGAAUGAAAUCAGGAAGACAAAGCAGAGAGGGUAUGUGGACUUUUGUGAGUGCAGAACACAUUUCGAGAGCAAGGGCAUGGUGUUAUUGAAGUUGUGAUUCUCAAGAGCAAUAAUCUCUAGAUAUGAAAAAGCAACUGCUCGUACUCAGUUUUUAAAAUGUGUAUUGUUAUGGUUGGUCCAGUGGUCAGUCCUGGGUUUGAGUCCUCCAGCUUGGACCUUUCUGUGUGGGGUUCCAAACACAUGCAGGUCUGAUUGAUUUGAAUCUUGCCCAUAGGUAUGAAUGAGAGUGUGAAUGGUUGUUUCUCCAUAUAUGUUAGCCCUGUGCUAGUCUGGUAAUUUGUCCAGGUGUACCAUGCCUUUCACUCAAACAAACAGCUGAAUAAAAUCCAUUGCACUUGACCUGGAAGUGAAGUGUCAUCCUGUUAGAUGCUUCCUUCUUAAUAACAUUAGGUGCUCCCAGUGUGAUUUGCCUUGUUUUGUUGUUGUUGUUUUUGUCAGAAACACAUGAACUGUUGAAAGAAUAGCCUGCCAGCUGUGUAUGGGAAACUGAAGCAUAUGAUAGGUCCUCUCAUGAUAUCAAGUCCUGUGAAUCUUUCAACCAAUGAAACAUAUUUUUAACUCAA